UUUAUUGCCUAGCAGUUGUCACUGUCAAGAAGUGUCUAGUUUCCAACAAAGGGUAUAAGGUAGGUAUUUAAAAGUUUUUGGUGAUUCUUAUCUUAUUAGUCAAUGGCUCAACGAGUUUACACGUCUGCAAACUGAAGUUUUAAUAUGUCGCGACUUGAUAAUAUAGAAGCCCUAGAACAACAAUUAGCAGAAUUGCAGGUGAAUAAAGAUCUAAAUUCUCCAGGAAGAAUCAAAAAGAUACCACCAGCUGUGCCGCCAAAAAAGAAGGCUCAACCACAAGUUCCACAUAGUGCUGUGGUGCAUAAAGUAUGUGAACCAUCAUAUUCUUUAAAAAUAUCUACAUUAACCAACGAGGUUCCGCCUCCACCACCGCCGCCACCACCAACUUACAACAAUGUAUUGCGACAUGCCAAUCAUAUCAACAGCCAUAAAGAUUAUGCUAAUGUAACUCAACUCUCCCUUCCUAAUGUUUCAUUCAAAAACAAUGUUCCAUUGCCAUCUAAGGUUUAUAACCCUACCUACAGUAACAUACCGCCUUAUCAAACUUCCAAUCCACCGCCACCACCACCUAUCAACAUGAGUCAAUUAAAAAAUUAUGAUACCAAUCAUAAUCAUGAAGAAUAUUUGCCUCCUCCUUCACCUGUCAGUUCCAAUUAUAGUGAGCUUGCCAGAGCCACAGCUAACAUAAAUUACAAUCAAGAGAGACCUACAUAUCCUCCUAUUUAUCAGAAUGAAUAUCCAGAGUAUGGAGUGUCCCAAGCUUCAACCUAUGAAUCACUUUAUGAGCCUAUCAGUCUUCAUCCAAACAAUAAGUCAGCUUCUGCAAGUACUACUCCUACUUUUAAAAAUAAUUUAAUGAAAAAGGGAAAAUCACCUCUACCAAAAGAACAGGAAGUGGAUGCCUUAACAGAUCUUCUUGUUCAAUCUAUAUCUGAUAGCCAAGAUUUGGAUGUGUUUGGAACAUGUGUUAAAUGCAAUGAGAAAGUUGUUGGUGAGAGUUCUGGAUGCACAGCAAUGGGAAAUAUGUACCAUGUUCAAUGCUUUCGCUGUGAACACUGCAAUACAAAUUUACAGGGUAAUCCAUUCUAUGAUGUUGAUGGCCAACCUUAUUGUGAAGUUGAUUAUUAUGAAACAUUGGAGAAAUGUUCAGUUUGCAAUAAGCCAAUAUUGGACAGAAUUCUUAGAGCAACUGGCAAGCCGUACCAUCCAACUUGCUUUACUUGUGUUGUAUGUGGCAAAAGUCUUGAUGGCAUUCCAUUUACUGUUGAUGCAAUGAACCAGAUUCAUUGUAUUGAAGAUUUUCAUAAGAAAUUUGCACCCCGUUGUUGUGUUUGUGAGCUGCCUAUCAUGCCGGAAGGAGGGGAGGAAGAGACGGUUCGGGUUGUGGCCUUAGAUCGCAAUUUCCAUGUACGCUGCUAUAGAUGUGAGGAUUGUGGUCUCCAGUUAUCAUCUGAAGCUGAAGGCAGAGGCUGCUACCCUCUAGAUGGUCAUAUUCUAUGUAAAGCAUGCAAUGCACACCGUAUCCGUCUUUUGACAAAUGUCAUGACUACUGAUCUGUAGUUAAUUGUUUAAAAAUUUAUAUAUUUUAAUAUUUUUUAUAACAUUUCUACUUAUUAUAUAUUUAUAGCUAUAAGUGGAUUGAGAUAUAGAUAAGUAUUUACAUUAAAAAGUCAUUAUUUAUAUAUUGUAAUGCCAGUCCUUUUAUGAUGGCAGCUAAGGUUGUUCAAAGUCAUGUGACUUAUAAUUAUUAAAAUAAAUAUCUAAAAUAUAUUAAAUUAUUAAUUAAUUAUUUAGAUGACAUUGUAUUAUGAACAAAAGGCUGUUGAUAUUUAUAGGUUGAAUCAAAAUUGAUUAGCGUGAUAUAUCUGUAUGAAUGCCAAAAUUUUAUAAUUGCAUUUAAAUGCUUAUUCUAUUUUAUACAAAUUUUUAAAUUAUAGUUAUAGGCAUAUUUUGUGACUUUAUACACUUAUUUAGUUGGUUUAUAUUAAUAAAGUAAUAUAAAGCU
Colias croceus (clouded yellow) is the source of this 2005-nucleotide messenger RNA. Its product is annotated as lipoma-preferred partner homolog. Gene Ontology annotation, biological process: cell-cell adhesion. Gene Ontology annotation, cellular component: focal adhesion; stress fiber. The coding region runs from base 145 to 1560 and encodes 471 amino acids. The transcript has a single exon. The record is from RefSeq and is a predicted model, not a curated record. NCBI's taxonomy places the organism in Eukaryota, Metazoa, Arthropoda, Insecta, Lepidoptera, Pieridae.